AUGAAAUAUAUCCAUUUAAUAAUGCUCGAUUACAUCAAGCCGUUGUUGAAGAAGCACAAAGAAUCGAAGGAAAACCUCAAAUACAAAGGUGACAUGGAGGAAACGAACAAGACUCACGUGGAAAUUGAACGCAAGAUUGAUGUUUCCGGAAUGGGCGACUACGAUUACGCGAAAAUACCCGCGGUAGCCACCUGCGACGACGAGAGAGAACGAGUCGGAUUUUCCGAGGAAACUCUACGCCUGCUGGCGGAAAUGGACGAACAAUUAGCCGCGGAUUUCCUCGAAUUAGAGCCGUUGAAGAAAAGUCUGGACCGCUCGGAGAAGGAGGCGGAAAAGCGACGCCAGGCGUGGAAAAACUGGACCGAAUUUCGCGAGGAAAUCGCCCGUGCGCUGGAAAACCGUUCGGAAAACGACGCCCUAAUCGACGAGUUUCUGUCGCACUACGAGGACAUCGCGAAUUCCUGGCAAUGUCUCAUCGACGAUUUCAGGAAAAUACCCGAGAAAAAUUAG
Phyllotreta striolata is the source of this 510-nucleotide messenger RNA. NCBI's taxonomy places the organism in Eukaryota, Metazoa, Arthropoda, Insecta, Coleoptera, Chrysomelidae. The record is from the annotation of a GenBank genome assembly.